Molecule: messenger RNA, 2328 nt
Organism: Prunus avium (sweet cherry)
Lineage: Eukaryota; Viridiplantae; Streptophyta; Magnoliopsida; Rosales; Rosaceae
Product: splicing factor U2af small subunit B-like
Biological process (GO): mRNA splicing, via spliceosome
Cellular component (GO): U2AF complex
Molecular function (GO): metal ion binding; RNA binding
Source: RefSeq, a predicted model, not a curated record
UAUUUACAGACCCACCUCCACAUUUUACACUGUUUGAGGCUUUUCCCAUUCCCCCUUUCCCCCAUCGAUUCACAAACACAACAGAAGCGAAGUCUGUUCUGUUCAGAGAGAAGGAGAGCAAUGGCAGAGCAUUUGGCUUCCAUAUUUGGGACAGAGAAGGACAGGGUGAAUUGCCCUUUCUACUUUAAGAUAGGGGCGUGCAGGCAUGGAGAUCGCUGCUCCAGACUCCACACCAAGCCCAGCGUCAGCCCAACCCUCUUGCUCUCCAACAUGUACCAGAGGCCCGAUAUGAUCACUCCCGGCGUCGACGCUCAGGGCCAGCCCAUCGACCCCCCCCCGAUCCAAAGACACUUUGAGGAAUUUUAUGAGGAUCUGUUUCAAGAGCUGAGUAAGUACGGUGAUAUUGAAAGUCUGAAUGUCUGUGACAACCUAGCCGACCACAUGGUGGGCAAUGUGUACGUUCAGUUUAGGGAGGAGGAACAUGCUUCAAAUGCACUUCGGAACCUAAGUGGAAGAUUUUAUGCUGGUCGUCCUAUCAUUGUUGACUUUUCACCAGUGACAGACUUCCGUGAAGCCACCUGCAGGCAGUAUGAGGAGAAUACAUGCAACCGUGGUGGAUACUGCAAUUUUAUGCACUUGAAAAGGAUCAGCAGGGAAUUGAGGCGUGAGUUAUUUGGGAGCUAUCGGAGAAGGCAUAGCCACAGUCGAAGCAGGAGUCGAAGCCCUUACAGGCAUCGUAGCUAUGAAGAGCGCUCUCAUGGGAGCCGUGGUCAUAGCAGAAGGUAUGAUGAUGAGGAUCGCUAUCCUGAAAGCUGGAGCCGAAGGAACAAGACCGUUAGCCCUGGUGGAAGGAGAGGACACAGUAGAAGCAGAAGCCCUGAUGGAAGGAGAGGGCGCAGUAGAAGCAGAAGCCCUGGAAGGAGAAGAAACCGUAGUCCAGUUAGAGAAGGCAGUGAGGAGAGACGGGCCAAGAUUGAGCAGUGGAACAGGGAAAGAGAACAAAAUGAAAAUUCUAGCAAUUAUGAGCAUGCACAAAUGGAAAAUCAGUACAAAUGGUGAGGAGCAAUAGCAACCUGCAGAGAAAGGAGGGUGGUGUGCAGGUUCACACUUCUGUGAUAUGCAAUUGAAAUGCCUUUACAAUUUUUAAUCUCAUACAUAUUGUGUGACUGUGUGCUUUCUGUAUGAUAUGUCUCUGUAAACCCUUCCCCUGCUGCCCUAGUUCUGUACUCUUCGCUUCAACCAGUCUCUUCAAACAACUCCCUUCAUCAUUUUGGACUUCGUCCUUUGUACAAAGCUAUUGAUUAUUCAACUUAGAUAAGCAAUGACAAAGUGAGGCAAAGGAAAGAAAUAUUGAGGAUAGGGAGAAAAUCUAGAGUUAGGAGAACAAUUAAAGUCUAGUUAAUAUUCUCAAUUACAACACCAAUCUUCCCCUAGGCAAUAAAAUGUGUAAAUACCAUAGUGUAGUAGGAGGCUUGAAUAAUUAGACCCCAAAUUGUUAAAACUUAAUUUGAUUAAGUACUUAGCUUCCAAAAAUUCCGGAACUAAAUAAAAUAACUUCUCGUUAAUUACUUAUCUUGUGCUUGUGUCUAAAAUAAGCACAAAUGUUCUCACAUCUAACUGUCAUCACAAAGCCAGCUCCUCAAUAAGAAUUUUUGGCUGGGGCCGUAGGGGAUGAUUUCAGCUGACUAUAACAUCUCUCUUUCUAUCUUUCUUGUUCAAUCAAGACGACAAUGGUUUUUAUUUUUUGUUCUUAUUUAGUUUCAUGGAAGCCAAUCCCCAGUUGAUACUUUGCAUCUGUGUGAAAUUUGUUUGCUUGUUUUGCAUGCAUUCAUGAUUUACAGUCAGAAGUUCUGUGACCACCACGAAUCAAGAGUAGUGAACGAUCGAAUAUCAUGGUUCUGUCUUGGGUUUUGUUUUCUUCUCCCCUUUUAGCAUUAUUUUUUUGUUUCAAUUAGUAAAAGUCACGAUCUUACAUUCUUUACAAGUUUUGCAGGUUCAGGUAUCCCUGCUUCUAAGGUCCGAUCCUAUUUAUUUUCAUUGCAGCUUACAAUGGAAUUUGUGUACAGGUUGCUGGUGCAGUGUAUCAGGAUUCAGGAGAAUGGGGUUAUACGAUAUUUCAGGUUUCAAUUCAGAAGUGUGAAAGUAUAUUCCUAUUCCAUCACUCAAACGACUGAUGUAGGUUAUUACUGUUGGUAGGUCAUUGCUGUUGGUCGAUUGUAGUAGGCUAAUCAUAAUGCAGGUUUAGUGUGGCAUCCAAAAUCUUUUGUUGUUGGACCAGUUGUAUUGUCAUAUUUGGAAUUGUACAAGCAUUAAAAUCUUGACUGGAUA